CUCUCCUUUCUCUGUUUCAAUCGCAUCAAGCUUAAGAAUUUCUUCAGAAUUAUCACGAAAGGCCUCCAAAUUCACUCACUUUCAAGAUGGCUCCAACACCAUCGUCCAAGCUAAAUCCCACCCAGAUGAGAACGCCGCAGUCCAAGCACCGGCUCAACUUCGCCGGAAACCACCACCAGUCUCCAAACCCAAAUUCAGCUGUUAAAGAAAACCCCUUGGCAGAGCACCCAGUUGAAGUCAUUGGCCGGAUUCGCAACCACCCAGAUCAGAAAGAAAAGCCCGUUUCUUUUCUACACAUCAAUCCCGACAAAAAGACCAUCCGUGUCCGAGCAGAUGUUGGGUACCGGGAUUUCACUCUUGACGGCAUUUCCUCCUCCGAGGAAGAAGAUCUUGAAGCGUUUUACAAGAAAUUCGUGGAAUCAAGAAUCCACGGGGUGAAAUUGGGAGCUAAGUGCACCAUUAUGAUGUAUGGACCGACUGGUUCGGGGAAGAGUCACACCAUGUUUGGGUGCUCAAAGCAGCCAGGGAUUGUCUACAGGUCAUUGAGGGACAUUUUGGGAGAUGGGGAGGAGGAGGAGAGAGAAGGGAUUCGCGAGAGAUCAGGAAUUGGGACAUUUGUUCAGGUCACUGUUCUGGAGAUUUACAAUGAGGAAAUUUAUGAUCUUUUAUCAAAAAAUGGUGGUGGUGGGUUUGGAAUUGGGUGGCCUAAAGGGGGUAUUGGAUCUAAGGUUAAGCUUGAAAUAAUGGGAAAGAAAGCCAAAAAUGCAACCUCCAUAUUUGGGACCGAAGCUGUCAAAAUAUCGAAAGAGAUUCAGAAAGUUGAGAAGCGGAGGAUAGUGAAAAGCACGUUUUGUAACGAUAGAAGUUCACGAAGUCACUGCAUCAUAAUCCUUGAUGUCCCAAAAGUUGGAGGACGGCUGAUGCUUGUUGACAUGGCUGGGUCUGAAAAUAUUGACCAAGCUGGUCAAACAGGAUUUGAGGCCAAAAUGCAGACAGCAAAGAUAAACCAGGGUAACAUUGCUCUGAAAAGAGUUGUUGAAUCUAUUGCAAAUGGAGAUUCUCAUGUCCCCUUUAGAGAUAGUAAAUUGACAAUGUUGCUCCAGGAUUCUUUUGAGGAUGAUAAGUCAAAGAUCUUGAUGAUACUCUGUGCUAGUCCAGACCCCAAGGAGAUUCACAAGACACUUUGCACCCUAGAAUAUGGGGCGAAAGCAAAGUGCAUUGUUCUUCGUCCUCAUACACCAGUCAAAGACAAAAAUGCCUCUGGAGAUUCAGCAUCAGCUGUAAUAUUAGGAUCCCAGAUAGCAGCAAUGGAUGACUUCAUAUGUAAGCUACAGAUGGAGAACAAGCUCAGAGAAAAAGAGCGAAAUGAGGCACACAAACAGCUCAUGAAGAAAGAAGAAGAAGUUGCUGGCCUGAGAACACUUUUAGAAGGGAAAGGUUCUGGAGCCAGUGAAGAGGAGAUCAACUUGAAAGUAAAUGAGCGUACUGAGAUGCUAAAACUUGAGCUGGAGAGGAAACUGGACGAAUGCAAGAGAAUGGCAGAAGAGUUUGUUGAAAUGGAGAGGAGGAGAAUGGAAGAAAGGAUACUGCAACAGCAAGAGGAAGUUGAAAUGCUGAGAAAGCGCUUGCAGGAAAUUGAAUUAGAGCUACACCAUUCAAACGAUGGAAAUGGAGACGAAAAAGAACAAAGGGACUUGGAAGUAAGCAGCUUUGCCCGAAGGCUCUUUGGAAUCUAUGCUGAUGAAGAUCCUGGGAUGGUAAAAUCAAUGGAUUUAGAUAUGGGUGAUCAAGAACCAUUUGUUCGUGAGGUGAAACUUAUAGAUGGGGCUGUCAAUCAUGCUGGGACUACAGGCAUCCAAGGCCUUUUAAAUCACCCUCAGGUUGUUGAUCAAGAUGGUUUUGCACCCACUUUUGGAGAAAAAACUUAUUUAAGCACUGUGUAUGAGGAAGAGGAAGAAGAAGAAGAGGAAGAGGGUGGACUGAAUGAGAAGCUGGAAGAUGAAGAAGUGGAGAAAGCAAUAAUAGAGGAAAAGAGGGUGUGCUCAAGCAGCACCAUUGGAGCUUCUCCUCAGAAAUUUGAACUGAAACUGAAACAGUAUGAUCCUAGUUAUGAAGCAAAGGAUGCAGCCUCAUUCAGACGAAUAAGAAUCCAGAACAUAUUCACCCUUUGUGGGAACCACAGGGAGCUUUCUCAACACUUGAAGACUCCAGUACCCGCAAAAGGGAUGUCAGAAACCAUUGAUCCUCUUUUGUCCAAACCUAUGACACCCCCUGAUGAUUCAAUGCUGAAAAGUACACCCCCUGAUGAUUCAAUGCUGAAAAGUUCAAACAAGGAAAACUUACCAGUUCAGAAGAUUGAAUGUGCAGCAGAUACUGAACAAAGUCCAGGUGGUACAAAGCUGGUAGCUUCAAAGGAGAACCAAAACCCUCUAACGCCGUUAGAGAACAAGAUGUCACCCGCCACAAGUCGCAGAUUCUCAAGUCAAGGUGAUAUUAGGGUUUCCUCAAUCGCUAUGGCUUCCUCUUCAGCAGCACUAAAUCCUGCCUCUGGUGUCUCCCAACCCCAACUCGACGAAGAGAUAAAUAUAUACCUGAAGAUCAUGAAAACAGUGACCUGCAAAGUUAAACUGUCUGAAACGGUUAAAGAUUUGAAAGAAUCAUUGCAUGAGAAGGGUGUUGUUUCUGAGAACAUUCACAGUCUUUUCUUUGCUGACCAACCACUUGAGGACAAUGAAAGGCUAGUUGAUUAUGGUAUUCAGAGGAACUCCACUGUUAGCCUCAUUGUCCAGGAUUUUGUUGGGAUGAAAUUAUUUGUUGAAAUACCAUCAGGUCAGAGAACCAUUGUUGUGGAAGCAAGGCCUAAUGAUACUGUUGAAAGUAUCAAAUCGGUGAUUCAAGUCAAGGAGGGAAUUCAUUCAGAUCAAUUCAUGCUUGUCUACAAUGGAAUACUUCUGGAAGAGGAUAGGACGCUAGCAUCCCUCAAUAUAUAUAAUAAGUCAACCCUUCAUCUGGUUCUCUGUCAAAAGGAUGUGCUAUCAAUCUUUGUGAAGGCAUAUGAUUGUACUGUGAGACUCCAAGUUAAAGUUACAUUCACCAUUGGCGCUAUCAAAGCAAUUGCUGCAAGAAUGUUAGGGGUCUCAGCUGGCAAUUUGAUGUAUGCAGGAAAGAAACUUAAGGAUUCUGAAAUCUUGGCAUGUUAUGACAUCAAAGAUGAAUCUAUCCUAGAGAUGGUGCCUUCUACCUUUCAGAUCUUUGUUAAAACAUGGAGUGGGGAAACCAAAACCAUACUCCUUGAUGUUUCUGGAUCCUCUACCAUUGGGGAUGUAAAGGAGAUGAUUUUUCAGAAGCUGAAGAUUCCGGUUAAUCUUCAAAGUUUUACUUAUGCAGGGAAAAAACUUGAAGAUGGGAUGGCUCUGGAGAGUUACAAAAUCCACAAGCAUUGCACUCUUCAUAUGGUCCUUGGACCCUCGUCAAGAUUCAUUCCUGUGAAAUUAGAUUCACUUGAUGGACUUAUCUCAGACACCACAACCAUUCAUGAUUUGAAGGUUAUGAUCAAGAAAAAGGGAUAUCGUGUGAAAGAAGUUUUAUUCCGCAGGGUGGCAUUGCAUGAUGAGUUUACUGUGGCACAUUAUGGAAUUAACGAGAAGGCAGAGGUGGUUGCUGUUGAGGCUAUUUGAAUAUAAUUCAGAAACUUUGGGUCAGGGCAAAAUAUAGGACAAUUAGGGUGGUUGCUUUUGUAUAAGAUCACUAUUUAGGUUGGAUAUUGAGUGUAAAGGUUUCUACUAUGGUGGAGAAGAUAAUAAGAUUAUCUCUGGAGUGGCAUAAGGCAGCUGUACUGGAAUGUAUAUUUCCAGCUUCAUCUUGCUGGCUGGAUCUGGUUUCAAUGGGAAGCAAAGGAAGAAGAUUGAUGGCUGGUAUUUGUAUUGAUUAAUGGGCUUUCUCUGAUUGUACCAUUAUAUAGAGAUGCUUUUCUUUUGUUAUUAUCAUUUUCGUAUGGUGUUUGUAAGUGCCUUUGCCUCUUGACCAUGAUGAACUUCUUAUCUUUUAAUAACAUAGCCAAAAAAUAUGUGUAAAGGUU
Rubroshorea leprosula is the source of this 4078-nucleotide messenger RNA. NCBI's taxonomy places the organism in Eukaryota, Viridiplantae, Streptophyta, Magnoliopsida, Malvales, Dipterocarpaceae. The record is from the annotation of a GenBank genome assembly.